AUGUUGGUGGACAAUGGAAGCGCCGUGAAUAUCCUAUUGCAGCAAGCCUUCAAAAGAAUGCAAUUGGACGAGGCAGACCUGAAGCCUACCUCUUUCCCCUUCUACGAUUUUACUAGGGAUCAUCUAAUUCCUAAGGGAACGAUUGCACUUCCUAUCACGUUGGGUGAAACCAAUGAAAUGACCAAGAUGAGGGAGUUCUUGGUGGUAGACUAUCCAUCCGCCUUCAAUGGCAUCCUAGGACGACCUCUGCUAUGGAAUUUCAAGGCUGUCACCUCUAUCUACCAUCUGAAGAUGAAGUUCUCCACCUCAUCGGGGAUCGAGGAAGUACAAGGAUCCCAACGCGAAUCUCGCGAUUACUACAUAAGGGCAGUCCAAAUGGCGUGCAAGGGAAAGGGAAAGCCAAUGGGCGUCCCCGAGCAAGUCAUGGCGAUUAGUAGAAUCGAGCCACAACCUAGACCAACAAAGGAGAACAUGGAUCCUUGCAUCCAGGAGUGCCCUCAUAGCGGGCUAGUUGAGGACCUAUCUGAGGCUCACGUUGAUAUAGUCGGGAUCAGCCUGAACAUAAUAUUUCAUGCACUAAACAUUGACACUACGAUCAAGCUGGUUCACCAAAAGAGAAGAGCAAUGGACCCUGAAUGCUAUGCUGCCUUGAAAAUUGAGGUGGAUAAGCUCAUCUUGAAUGGGUCUAUUCGAGAUGCACUUUACCCGAGCUGGGUUGCCAAUCUAGUCUUGGUAAAGAAGCCCAACGGUAAAUGGCGAACCUACGUCGACUUCACCGACCCCAACAAAGCCUAUCCGAAAGAUAACUUUCCCUUGCCAAGGAUCGACCAGCUCGUUGAUGCCACCUCUAGGCAUGAGCUGCUGAGCUUUAUGGACACCUACUCAAGGUACAAUCAGAUCCCGAUGUAUGCACCAAACGAAGAGCAUACCUCGUUCGUUACAUAUCGAGGACUGUAUUGUUACAAGGUUAUGCCCUUCGGCUUAAAGAAUGCUAGGGCAACUUACCAGUAG
This is a messenger RNA of Pistacia vera, 1011 nucleotides long. RefSeq lists its product as uncharacterized. The record is from RefSeq and is a predicted model, not a curated record. The transcript is spliced from 2 exons. Bases 1 to 1011 code for a protein of 336 amino acids. NCBI's taxonomy places the organism in Eukaryota, Viridiplantae, Streptophyta, Magnoliopsida, Sapindales, Anacardiaceae.